AUGGGCAAGCCAAAGUCUGCCAACUCGCCCUCGUCGGCACGCAACGGCGCGCUCGGGCUCGGCGGGCGCGGCCGCGGCGGUGGCGCGCGUGGCGGGCGCACCCGUGUGCGUGGGCCGCGCAACGGCGCCUCGGACGCCGGCGUCUGGACCGACGGCUGGCGGCCCGACAGUGCCGUCGACGACUCGGGCGAGGAGGAGGAAGAGAGCGACGAGGACGAGCACGGCGACGGCGGGCCGCUCGACGUGCCCGUGGCGAUGUGGGACUUCGACCACUGCGACCCUAAACGCUGCUCCGGGCGCAAGCUGGCGCGCCUCGGCAUGAUCCAGGAGCUGCGCGUCGGGCAGCGCUGGCGUGGCAUUGUCCUCACGCCCAACGCUACACGCACCCUCUCGCCGGCGGACGCGCCCAUCCUGCGGCGGCACGGCGUCGCCGUCGUCGAGUGCAGCUGGGCGCGGCUCGACGAGGUGCCGUUUGGCAAGCUCAAGAGCGAUCACGAACGGCUGUUGCCGCACCUCGUUGCCUCGAACCCUGUCAACUACGGCCGGCCAGGCAAGCUGAACUGCGUCGAGGCGAUCGCCGCUGCGUUCCACGUCUGCUCGCACCCGUCCACCGCCGACGCCAUCCUCUCGCCCUUCAGCUGGGGCCACGCCUUUGCCAAGGUCAAUGAGGAGUUGAUCGCCACGUACGUCGAGUGCAAAAACGAGAAGGACGUGCUUGCCGCGGCCGACCGCAUUGUGCGCGAGGAGAAGGAGGGCAAGGAGGAGCGCAAGCGCGAGCGAGACGAGGGUGAGUGCCACGAGUCUGCGGCGGUGCUGCAGGGCUGA
Tilletiopsis washingtonensis is the source of this 825-nucleotide messenger RNA. Its product is annotated as DUF367-domain-containing protein. The coding region runs from base 1 to 825 and encodes 274 amino acids. The record is from RefSeq and is a predicted model, not a curated record. Lineage: Eukaryota; Fungi; Basidiomycota; Exobasidiomycetes; Entylomatales. Gene Ontology annotation, molecular function: rRNA small subunit aminocarboxypropyltransferase activity. Gene Ontology annotation, biological process: maturation of SSU-rRNA. The transcript is spliced from 6 exons.